CAGAACCACUACGGUGGGAUUGACUAUAAAAUCAGUGUGUCGGAAGUGAGUGAAAGUAAAAUCUCUUGCACAGCUCUCAGGAACAAGUGGACUCCAAAUAGCAGGAUGUGGAUACUCGCAAUAGUAUUGUUCAGCGUUGUAGUAGCGCUCUUGUCGUACAUGGACAUGAGAAAACCAAAAAACUAUCCACCAGGUCCAAAGUGGUUACCGAUUUUGGGAAGUGCUUUAACCGUUAGUUCGCUUCGGAAACAAACCGGAUACUUGUACCGUGCUACUAUUUGUCUGGCGGAAUCGUACGGUCCAAUUGUUGGUUUGAAAGUAGGAAAAGACAGACAAGUAGUGUGUUGUGGUUACAACGCGAUCAAAGAAAUGUUGACCAAAGAAGAGUUUGAUGGUCGACCACAAGGACCGUUCUAUGAGACGAGAACAUGGGGCACACGGAGGGGUCUUUUGCUGACAGAUGAAGAAUUCUGGGUGGAACAAAGACGGUUCGUGUUGCGCCAUUUAAGAGAAUUCGGUUUUGGUAAAAGAACAAUGGCCGAACUUGUACAAGAAGAAGCAGUCCAGUUGGUGGAAGAUUUCAAGGAAAAAAUCAAGAAGUCUAAAGACGGCAAAGGAGAAAUAAUGGAGAUGAGAGACGCUUUCAGCGUAGGUGUGUUGAACACGCUGUGGUCAAUGAUGGCAAGCAAGAGAUACAACUCGGAAGAUAAAGAAUUAAAGGAUUUACAAGCAUUGUUAACCGAACUGUUCGCCAACAUCGACAUGGUAGGUGCUCUGUUUAGUCAAUUUCCGUUUUUACGGUACAUCGCUCCCGAAGCGUCUGGGUACAAAACGUUCGUAAACAUACAUCAACAAGUGUGGAAGUUCCUCAGAGCCGAACUUGACAGUCAUAAAGAUACGUUUAUUUUAAACCAACCCAGAGAUCUGAUGGACGUGUAUUUACAAAUGCUGCAUUCUGAUGAUAAAAAAGAAAGUUAUUCGGAGUCCCAGCUUUUAGCGAUCUGUAUGGACAUGUUUAUGGCUGGAUCCGAGACUACGAGUAAAUCGUUGGGAUUCGGUUUUCUGUACCUUCUUCUGAAUCCAGAAGUCCAGAAGAAGGCUCAAGAAGAAAUCGAUAGAGUUGUAGGUCGAGAUAGACUGCCCACGUUAAAUGACAGGCCCAACAUGCCCUAUUUAGAAGCCCUCGUAUUGGAGUCGGUCAGAGUUUUCAUGGGAAGAACUUUUAGCAUACCGCACAGGGCACUCAAAGAUACAACAUUGCAGGGUUAUCAUAUUCCUAAAGACACAAUGGUGAUCGCAAAUUUCGCCGCUUUGCUCAACGACGACGAUGUUUGGGAUCACCCAGACAGAUUUUGUCCAGAUAGAUUCAUCGGCUGUGACGGCAAACUAAUUGUUCCGGACGAAUACUUGCCAUUCGGAUACGGAAAACAUCGUUGCAUGGGACAAACUCUCGCUAGGUCAAACAUAUUUUUGUUUUCCGCCUGCCUGUUACAAAACUUUGAUUUCUCAGUACCCGCUGGACAAGCACCGCCCAGCACUCUAGGCGUUGACGGAGUGACGCCUUCGCCCGGAGAGUUCAGCGCUUACGUCAGUCUGCGUUCGUGAUAGUGCUUUUAAGUAUUUAAGAUAUUCAAAUUCUCAUCUACUUAUUUUGAUAUUUGAUUCCAAGUAUGAUUUAAAUACUUUACUUACCUUUUUCAUAGUUUUACUGUGAAGUACUUUUAUAGUAAUAUAUUUAUAAUGUUCACACCGUCUUGUGUAGUUAAAUGUUAACGUUUGCUAUUAUGUACGCGUUUGAACGACUGAAUGAUUGUACAAAAUUUUUAUGUGCAUUUUAUAGACAAAUUCGAUCAAAUAUAUUUUGUGCAAAUGAUAUCCUUGUAA
This is a messenger RNA of Sipha flava (yellow sugarcane aphid), 1884 nucleotides long. RefSeq names its product probable cytochrome P450 303a1 (gene Cyp303a1). Gene Ontology annotation, molecular function: oxidoreductase activity, acting on paired donors, with incorporation or reduction of molecular oxygen, reduced flavin or flavoprotein as one donor, and incorporation of one atom of oxygen; iron ion binding; heme binding. Gene Ontology annotation, biological process: xenobiotic metabolic process. NCBI's taxonomy places the organism in Eukaryota, Metazoa, Arthropoda, Insecta, Hemiptera, Aphididae. Bases 106 to 1605 code for a protein of 499 amino acids. The transcript has 8 exons. The record is from RefSeq and is a predicted model, not a curated record. Gene Ontology annotation, cellular component: intracellular membrane-bounded organelle; cytoplasm.